AUGCCACCUACCAGAUCAUACGCUGAGUUUCCUGUUAAACCCGUCAAUCCUCAUCUGCCAUUGCCACUGCCAGGUUCAACGAAACAGACCGGGUUGCUUUGCCCAUCUUGCAUCAAACGUCACUCCACAUCAUACUUCAAGCCCAGUAGACAAUCAAACGAGCCACUAAUAGGUGUUUCUGUGAGUGAGAACGUUACUUCAUAUAGAUGGGAGCUGACUUAUAUGCUUCAUACACCUAUCAAGUGCUGUGCCGGCAGUUAUAUCCGAUCCUAUAGCCUUGCACAAGCAACAGACGCGGUCCUAGCACACAACCUAAGCAUACAAGAACGCACAUUAAACAACCUCACGACAGCCCAAGAGCGAGCCGAUCAUCAAUUCGCAAUGCAAGUAUCACAAUUGAUUAACGGCGAUAUGCCAGGUGCCAACAACAUGGCGCUGAACGAAAAUGGAUCAAAUGGAUCAAAGAAGAAGGCGUUACCUUCGAAUCUUCAGUGUAACGGACACAACAAUUGUUUUGCUACUGGCCAAACCGAUCGAAGAAAUGCAGGAUGUGCCAUCAAGGCGUGCCGACACUGUUGCGAACAGCUCAAGCCCGCAAACAUUAGAUGCUCAAAGCAUAAUGCAAUGAAGAAAACCAAACCAACAGUGACAGUGAUCAAACAAAAUCGCGAUGCAGGACCUACGAAUUCCGCCGCGCCAAAUUCAACACAGCAGCCGCCAGACAAUGUUGACACCCCCUCAACAGAUCAUGAUCCGACCCUCACCCAAGGUCCACCACCAUCUCAACACCAACGAUUAACCCAAGCGAGUCUAACGUUUUCAAGCCCACUAACCGCCGCGCAGGUUACCAGGUUUCGAACAACGACUAUCCAGAAGCAGGCACAAGAACGCGAAGAUAAGGAUCACGCGAGACUCGCCGAGAACACCAUAACGUUUGUGGUGUGGGGUGGUUUUGACGAUGAAGACCCCUUGGCCUUUGAAACAUGGCGUGUAUAUGCUCCACGUUGGCCUGACAUGUCGCUAAACACGUCAGACACGCUGAUGGAGCAUGUUCGAAACAAAUUUGGUGUCCACUGGAACGGAGACCUUCGUGUAUGGAUACCUGAAGAAAAAACCUGGGUGAAGAUGCAAACAUCCAUAGUAGAGGGGUAUAACCCCACUUAUCGUCGCAUCCUCAUUGUUUUCCCUGGUAUCAAACUUGCCGAUUGUAAGGAACUAGAAGCCAAUAAGGAAUUAGUUCGUACCAUGACAUCAAUGCAGAAGAUGGAUAUGGUCAAGGUAAUCAGUCCUUUGGCAUACAAGCGCUUCCGCACCCCAACGCCGAUGAAACACACCAAACAAUAUUGUGUAAUAUCGGACGAGGAAGAAGAAGAAGACCGCAUUGAAAGUCCAUCCAGCAGUCUGCCCGCUCAAGAAGGUAAUGACAUUGGCACCGUAACAAACCCACCCGCUCCCACACCUCAAUUACCUUCAAGUCCUUCAGUCGCCCACGCAGCCAAAACUUCCUCAAAAGUAAAAGGAUGGCCCACAUCACCUAGAAUAAUUACCAUGGAAUCGCUAUUGCGAUUCUUCACACUAACGCUAGAGCCUCUCGAACUCACAAAUCAAGCUGCUUUCAAGCAGGUGUAUGGAACUGACUAUAAGUUCAAAAAGUCCACCGUCUCCAAAUACCACCGGUGGAUUGAGUCAAUUACACCGAAGAGGUUCUCCGCUUUCAUCAAAGAGAAUGGAAAAAAUUGUACCGUGACUGAUGGUUUAGACUUCUUCAAGGCCGAGUGGAAGGACAUGGACAAACGAGUUCCAAACGCUUAA
Molecule: messenger RNA, 1812 nt
Organism: Melampsora larici-populina 98AG31
Lineage: Eukaryota; Fungi; Basidiomycota; Pucciniomycetes; Pucciniales; Melampsoraceae
Exons: 4
Coding region: 1-1812 (603 amino acids)
Source: RefSeq, a predicted model, not a curated record